Molecule: messenger RNA, 2841 nt
Organism: Pteropus alecto (black flying fox)
Lineage: Eukaryota; Metazoa; Chordata; Mammalia; Chiroptera; Pteropodidae
Gene: SSH3
Product: slingshot protein phosphatase 3
Exons: 14
Coding region: 120-2087 (655 amino acids)
Biological process (GO): actin cytoskeleton organization; protein dephosphorylation; negative regulation of actin filament polymerization
Cellular component (GO): cytoplasm
Molecular function (GO): actin binding; protein tyrosine/serine/threonine phosphatase activity
Source: RefSeq, a predicted model, not a curated record
AGGUGCCAGGCCCUGGUGGCUCCGCUCUCUCCUUCCUGGUCCUGCUGGGCAGGGACUGUCCAGGCGGCUGUGGGAGGGCUCUGUGCCCAGUGCUGGCCCAGGUGCCCCCGGCCUGGCCCAUGGCCCUGGUAACAGUGAGCCGCUCGCCCCCGGCCAGUGGCUGCUCCACACCUGUGGGGCCCGCGCAGGACCAAGUCUCCAAGCGGAGAAGCCGGCUCCAACGAAGGCAGAGCUUUGCAGUGCUCCAUGGGGCUGUCCUGGGACUGCAGGACGGAGGGGACAGUGGAGAUGCAGCUGAGCCCAGCCACGAGCCAGCGAAGGAAGCCCCAGGGGAAGAGCAGCUCCACAGGGAUCAGACAGACGACAGGCAUGGGCUGCAGAGUCCCCAGAAGCAGGAGCAGAGACAGCACCUCCACCUCAUGGUAGAGCUGCUGAGGCCGCAGGAUGACAUCCGCCUGGCAGCCCAGCUGGAGGCAGCACGGCCCCCCCGGCUCCGCUACUUGCUGGUAGUUUCCACAACAGAUCAUGUGAGCCAGGAUGAGACAGUCCUCCUGGGGGUGGACUUCCCUGAUAGCAGCUCCCCCAGCUGCACCCUGGGCCUGGUCUUGCCUCUCUGGAGUGACACCCAGGUGUACCUAGAUGGAGACGGGGGCUUCAGUGUGACGUCUGGUGGGCAGAGCCGGAUCUUCAAGCCGAUCUCCAUCCAGACCAUGUGGGCCACACUCCAGGUGUUGCACCAGGCAUGUGAGGUGGCUCUAGGAAGUGGUCUUGUGCCAGGGGGCAGUGCCCUCACCUGGGCCAGCCACUAUGAGGGCAGAUUGAACUCUGACCAGAGCUGUCUCAACGAGUGGAUGGCCAUGGCCGACCUGGAGUCUCUGCGGCCUCCCAGCACCGAGCCUGGCAGGCCCUUGGAACAGGAGCAGAUGGAGCAGGCCAUCCGGGCCGAGCUGUGGAAGGUGCUGGACACGAGUGACCUGGAGAGCAUCACUUCUAAGGAGAUCCGCCAGGCCCUGGAGCUGCGGCUGGGCCGCCCUCUCCAACAGUACCGCGACUUCAUCGAUAACCAGAUGCUGCUGCUCAUGGCCCAGCAGGACCGGGCCUCCCGAAUCUUCCCGCACCUCUACCUGGGCUCGGAGUGGAAUGCGGCGAACCUGGAGGAGCUGCAGAGAAACAGGGUCAGCCACAUCUUGAACAUGGCCCGAGAGAUCGACAACUUCUACCCCGAGCGCUUCGUAUACCACAACGUGCGCCUCUGGGACGAGGAGUCAGCCCAGCUGCUGCCCCACUGGAAGGAGACACACCGCUUUGUGGAGGCCGCCAGAGCGCAGGGCACCCGGGUGCUAGUCCACUGCAAGAUGGGAGUCAGCCGCUCGGCGGCCACAGUGGUAGCGUACGCCAUGAAGCAGUACGGCUGGAGCCUGGAACAGGCCCUGCGCCACGUGCAGGAGCUCCGGCCCAUCGCCCGCCCCAACCCCGGCUUCCUGCGCCAGCUGCAGACCUACCAGGGCAUCCUGACCGCCAGCCGGCAGAGCCAUGUCUGGGAGCAGAAAGUGGGUGGGGCCUCCCCAGAGGAGCCCCUGGCCCCCGAGGUCUCUACACCAUUCCCACCUCUUCCGCCAGAACCAGGGGGCAGUGGGGAGGUGAUGGCUAUGGGGUUGGAGCAGAGCCAGGCAACUCCAAAAGAAGAGCCUGGGCCACGGCCCCGCAUCAACCUCCGUGGGGUCAUGAGGUCCAUCAGCCUCCUGGAGCCCCCCUCAGAGCUGGAGAGCGCCUCAGGGGCCGGUGACCUGCCAGAGGUUUUCUCAUCAAACGAGUCUUCAGACGAAGACCCUCCACGGUCCUUCUCUCAGCUCUCAAAGGCUAAGGGAGGCCGGCGGGUCCGCAAGGGGCCUUGGCCUGCCCUCAAUUCUCGCCAGUCUGUGGUUGCCCUCAACAGCGCCGCACUGGUGGCCAGCCGGACCCGGGCCUUCCAGGAGCAGGAGCAGGAGCAGGAGCAGAGGGAGGCUUGCCGUUCCUCUACACCCAGGUUCCGGAAGGUGGUGAGGCAGGCCAGCGUGGACGGCAGUGGGGAGGAGGGAGAGGCCUGAGCCCUCACAGACGCCCGUGUCCCCUAGACACAGUAGAGGUGCCUGAACACAGCGCCUGGGACCAGCACCCCUCACUCCUGUCAGCCUGUCUGCACUCCCCUUAGCUCCCCUGCAGGAGGCCUCAGACCCCCAUCACUACAGCCUCAGCUCCUACAGCCUUAAGUCUCAGACCCACGUCCACCUGUCCAAGGGCUCAAGACCUUCUCUGAAAUGGGAUGUGCCAGAGAGACUGAAGGUGCUUUGGGAGGCAGCAGUGCACUAGCGUCAUUCUCAACUGCUGCCUGAAACACUCACUUGCAGCCACGGAAGAAAACGUAGUUUCCCAAUGCAGAAAAACGUAGUUUCCCAAUGCAGAAAGGCUCAUGUUCCCUCCGUCACCCACUGCCGUCUGCCUCAUACCUGCCCCACCCCUUCUUUCCUGGGGCCGUCUAGGCCAGAGAACUGGUGGCCCCCAAAGGACGAGAGUAACCUCAGCCCUCAGUCCCCAGUCCUGGAAGGCUCUGAGGAGCAGAGGGCUGGGUCCUCAGAUGGGGCUGGCAGGUUGGCCUCCCUCACACCCGCUACAGCCUGCCAGAGUCUUGCUGCUGCCCCCAGCCCCUCACCCAUACCCCAUGGCACUACCCUGGGCCACAAGGCACCAGGCCAAAGAGAGUCUUCUUUUUUGUCCUUCACGGCCUCUGGCCAGUUUUUCAUAAUCUAUAGUAUCUGGCUUUGUACUUAGAAAUAAAAAAUUUUCAUAUUAUGUUCAAGUUUA